AUGGUGAACCGUGAAGUGGAUCUUCCUCCCCGCCUGAAUUCCAACCUCUUUCAACCUACGUUCGACUUUACCCUACGCCGUGUCGUUCGCCGCCCGUCCCUCCAGAUCGAUCCCUUUCGCCUCAAUACAAUACAUCCGACGUCCCGACCGUCGUCGACAACCGCAACCACCUUCAAUUUAAACAGCGCCCUCUGCCUUAUUGACUUGCGAACAACUUCCGAGUCUCGUCCACUUCAUUCUUCCUUCGCAUCGACUGUUUUCUCCCAAUUCGACAGAGAAAAGAAGAGACCAAGUGGACUUCCACAUCAUUCGGAUGAGGUGUACUCCAUGAUCAACCUGCCUCUCCGCCUCUCCGGAACCGGGCUGGCCCUCACAAAACAAGGAAAGAAGAAAAAACCCCAUUAUACUCUCGGUGGCAAACCAUCUCUCAAAUCACCUAAAUCCGCGUUUGAGAAGUCUAUCAUCUUCUCCGCUCGAUUUCGACUCGAUUCAUUGUUGGGCGGUAUCGCUCUCCGUACCCAAUAUUCUCUCGCCUUCACCGAUCGUUGUUUCGAGUCUUCCCGAUACCCCACUGCGACGAGCCAUUGCCAGAGGCUGGACCUGGAUUCUCUAUCAAGAAGGCGUCAUUUGUUGCCUGUUGAGAGUAUGGCAAGAUACGGACGACCGCUAAGCUUCUCGGAGAGGAGGGGCAGCCAGCUUAGCGAGGACAUGACUUUGAAUACCGGCACCACGGGCGGAAGCAACCUUAGGGAUAAGUUGCCCCAGCUAGUUGGCCACAUCCGUGGACCCCCGACCCCCAGCAUGAGCACGCCUGCCCCCGAUUUUGACCAGCAAUUAACGGGUUCCCCUCCUCCCCCUCCCACUCCUGCGGCAUCGCCAGGGCCAUCGCAUGGGGAACUUGAUUGGAGUAAAGCUGCCGACGACGAAGACUUCUUCCUCGCCAAGGUCCGCCAACACUUUAAGAUGUGUUCCGGCCCAGAGCGCAACCGGAUCCUGGGCGAUCUCCUGAAUCUCUGCACUAGCCAGCAACUGAGCUUCGUCCACCAGUUCGUCAGCCCGUUGCUGAAGAAAGACCCGUUUACAAGCCUCCCAGAUGAAUUGUGCUUACGUGUUUUGUCCUUUAUCGAUGAUCCAAAAGUCCUAGCGCGGGCCUCGCAGGUCUCACGCCGCUGGAGGGAUCUCCUAGCCGAUGACGUGACCUGGAAGAACUUGUGCGUCAAGCACAAUUAUGGACGUGCGCUUGCGGAAUUGUCGGAUUCGCAGCAGGACCAACAUAUUCCCGAAAGUGACACCAAUCUCGAUCAUGUCUCAAGCCAUAGUGCUCACCUCGGCUACCCAUCUCGCCCAACGUCCCUUGGUUUAUCUCGGGACGAAGGGUCGGCGAUGUCUUCAUCCUCAGACACCCCAGUCAUUUUGCGCCAGAAAAUAAGAAGCUACAAAUCUCACUUCAAGAAGAGAUACCUGGUUGAAGCAGCCUGGAAACGCGGAGGUACCCACGUUACUAGGCACAUUACCCAGGAGGGCGGGGUCGUUACCAGCUUGCACUUGACCCCGAAGUAUAUCAUCGUGGCCCUCGACAACGCCAAGAUCCACGUCUUCGAUGCUCAAGGAAACCCUCUGCGCACACUGCAGGGACAUGUUAUGGGCGUCUGGGCAAUGGUCCCCUGGGAUGACAUCCUCGUCAGCGGAGGCUGUGACCGCGACGUGCGGGUUUGGGACCUGACAACUGGCGCUUGCCUACAUACGUUACGAGGCCAUACCUCUACCGUUCGCUGCCUUAAAAUGUCGGAUUCCAGGACAGCCAUUUCGGGCUCGCGAGAUACCACACUACGGAUCUGGGACAUCCGGGAAGGCGUAUGCCGGAAUGUCCUUGUCGGUCAUGGUGCGAGCGUCAGGUGUCUAGAGAUCCAUGGCGACAUUGUCGUGUCGGGCAGCUAUGACACGAUGGCCAAGGUCUGGAGCAUCUCGCAAGGACGAUGUAUCCAGACCCUCCAGGGCCAUUUCAGUCAGAUCUACGCCAUUGCCUUCGAUGGGAAGCGAGUCGUGACCGGAAGCUUGGAUACCAAUGUUCGCAUCUGGGAUCCCCGCACAGCUGAAUGCCUCGCCAUCCUUCAAGGUCAUACCUCGCUCGUUGGCCAGCUUCAAAUGCGUGGCGACAUUCUUGUCACCGGCGGCUCCGACGGGUCAGUACGGGUGUGGUCACUAGAGAAGAUGUGCCCCAUCCACCGCCUUGCCGCACAUGACAAUAGCGUGACCAGCCUACAGUUUGACGAUACUCGGGUCGUGAGUGGCGGAAGUGAUGGUCGCGUCAAGAUUUGGGACCUUAAGACGGGCUAUUUGGUGCGAGAGCUCAUUGCCCAAGGAGAAGCUGUAUGGAGAGUCUCCUUUGAGGAUGAGAAGUGCGUCGCUCUGGCCCUCCGGCAAGGUAGAACAAUAAUGGAGGUUUGGUCGUUCUCGCCGCCUCCCGAGGAAGAGUUCACAGCAUACGAUCGCCAGCUUUCUCUUCAACAACGCUCACUUCUCCCUCAUACUCCGCCCCGCCCGCUGAGCGCCAUGCAGCUUGAUUUCCGGUCAGCACAACAAGCCGUUGCUGGGUCCAGUCGACGAUCUUCCGGCGCCCAAGAUGUUGACAUGAGGGAUGCUGGCCCCUCCACGGCUCCGCUGCAGGUUCUCGUGAAGAGUGACGAGCAGGGCUACGAGGGACAUCAAGUCCGGCCGAAGUUGAGCCUUUUUCAACAUCGACCGGAGGCUCAUUCAUCAGCCACGAUGUUCUCGAGAGCACUCAGGCUUAACAGGGCGGCUGUGCCCCUGCGCGCCCGCGCCCGCGCCCCUACCCCUUUCCUUCCCAUCGCCUCCCGGUCUGUCACCACCGAUGCGGCAUCGGCGACGCUCGAGAAGGGUGUCCCCCAGUCCGAUGACGAACCCUUCUCUAUCAACCUGAGCGACGAGAGCUUCGAGACCUACCAACUCGACCCCCCGCCAUACACCCUCGAGGUGACGAAGAAGGAGCUUAGGGAUAUGUACUACGGCAUGGUUGUCAUCAGACAAAUGGAGUUGGCUUCCGACCGCCUGUACAAGGAGAAGAAGAUUCGGGGUUUCUGCCAUUUGUCCACCGGACAGGAGGCUGUCGCCGUCGGUAUCGAGCAUGCCCUGACUAAGGAGGACGACCUUAUCACCGCUUACCGAUGCCACGGUUUCGCCUACAUGCGGGGUGCGGCCCCCCGUUCCAUCAUUGGCGAGCUUCUCGGUCGCCGUGAAGGCAUCGCCUACGGCAAGGGUGGCUCCAUGCACAUGUUCGCCAAGGGCUUCUACGGCGGCAACGGCAUUGUCGGCGCCCAGGUCCCUGUCGGCGCCGGUCUUGCCUUCGCGCAUAAGUACAACGGCCACAAGAAGGCCACUGUUAUCCUGUACGGCGAUGGUGCCAGCAACCAGGGUCAGGUCUUCGAGGCUUUCAACAUGGCUAAGCUGUGGAAUCUUCCCGCUCUGUUUGGCUGCGAGAACAACAAGUACGGUAUGGGCACUGCUGCCAGCCGCUCUUCGGGCCUGACGGACUACUACAAGCGUGGGCAGUAUAUUCCCGGCCUCAAGGUUAACGGCAUGGACGUCCUGGCUGUCAAGGCGGCCGUGAAGUACGGCAAGGAGUACACCGCGGCGGAGAACGGCCCGCUCGUGCUCGAGUACGUGACGUACCGGUACGGUGGCCACAGCAUGUCUGACCCCGGCACCACGUACCGGACCCGUGAGGAGAUCCAGCGCAUGCGGUCGACCAACGACCCCAUUGCCGGGCUCAAGCAGAAGAUGCUCGACUGGGAGGUGGUUACGGAGGAUGAGCUGAAGGCGCUUGACAAGAAGGCCCGGUCCUAUGUGAACGAGGAGGCGGCUGCCGCCGAGGCCAUGCCUGUCCCCGAGGCCACUCCCAAGAUCCUCUAUGAGGAUAUCUAUGUCCGCGGCACGGAGCCUCAGUACAUCAGGGGGCGCACUCCCGAUGAGGCUUUCUACUUCAACAACUAA
Molecule: messenger RNA, 4011 nt
Organism: Sodiomyces alkalinus F11
Lineage: Eukaryota; Fungi; Ascomycota; Sordariomycetes; Glomerellales; Plectosphaerellaceae
Exons: 16
Coding region: 1-4011 (1336 amino acids)
Molecular function (GO): oxidoreductase activity, acting on the aldehyde or oxo group of donors, disulfide as acceptor; protein binding
Source: RefSeq, a predicted model, not a curated record